Recurvomyces mirabilis is the source of this 957-nucleotide messenger RNA. RefSeq lists its product as uncharacterized. Lineage: Eukaryota; Fungi; Ascomycota; Dothideomycetes; Mycosphaerellales; Teratosphaeriaceae. The record is from RefSeq and is a predicted model, not a curated record. The transcript has 4 exons. The coding region runs from base 1 to 957 and encodes 318 amino acids.
AUGAAGCUCGAGGCGAUUGAGGGACUCACGGUGAGCAUACGCAGCAACCACAACAACCUGGACGAGUACGAGGACGAUUCCGAUGAGUUGUACGUGCCGUCCAUCGGUCGCAAAUAUGUACAAGCAGGCUCCGGCGAUGCCUUCAAAGUGCACUGCAAAUUCAAGAAGAAGCACCUGAUCUCGCCCGACAAGCGUGAUGAGAUCAACUGCUGUGUGUAUCUCGAUGGACAGUAUGCGGCCGGCUCAAUCAUCAGGCACAACACGCACGCCCAUGACUACACCCAUGAUACCGAGGGUGUGCAUGAGCAGAGUGCUGGGGACACCUUCUUCAGGCCGUUCACUUUCUCAGCUCUCGCCACGGAUGAUCGCCCUGCGAAUGACAGCAACUUUAAGGCGAUGAAGAAGCUAGGCGAGAUCAAGGUCACCUGUACCUGGAUGCGCACUACUUCCGCCCCUCGACCAGUACCCGUACACCAUGGCUACAAGUCUGUCGUCGACGGAAGUGUUCCAGAGAAGUGCCUGAAGGGUAGAGCCAUCUCGCAAUCAGCAGGCUUGGGAGCUGCACGUCCAGCUGCGGCUCGAACUGAGGUUUCUGUCGAACACCCUUACGGCAAGAACCCGUUCGCUACCUUCAUCUUCAAGUAUCGGUCGAGACACGACCUACAGAUUGAAGGCAUCAUUCCUCGCAGCCCAUCACCAGUGCCACUCGAGGAGCGCGAUCCGGAUAGUCUGUCCGCCGAAGAGGCACGUGAACUCGUCCGUCGUAUGCGAGAGCGCGAACAUGACAUGGCUAAGGUCAAGCGCGAGAAGCGUCGUUAUUCGCCGACAGUGAUUCGCGAUGGGGAGGAUGGCGAAGAUGACGACGACGUGACCAUCGAGGCAGAAGGCCAUCGACGCAAGCGCAAUCGCGUGUCUACCGACUCUGGCGUUGACAUUGUUGACCUGACUGAUCUGUGA